CCAAUCCUCUGUGUCACCAGUUUGUCAGAUGAGAACUUUGAACGUUGCUGCCACAUUCAGAGGUGGAUUGUUUGUUUGCUUUUUCUCUUUCAACGCAUUGUUGCCACUCAGCAGCUUGAGUAAUCUGCUCAAGAAUUUAUGCAACCACAUACACACACCACAGACACACACACACACACACACACACACUGAACUUUUGUCCGGACGCUGAGGGUCAGGUGCUUGUGAGCGCCUGUCUGGAUCACAAGGAGACAGAUUAGUGGAUCAGGAAUGUUUUCAGGGCUCUUCCCCCUCUUGCUCCUGCUCCUGGCCGUGUCUCCUCUGGCUCCGGCUCUGGACUCUGCACCAGAGAGCCCCGUCCAGCCGGAGGGAGAGGCCAGGACGCCAGAGAGCCCCGUCCAGCCGGAGGUAGAGGCCAGGACGCCACAGAGCCCCGUCCAGUCAGAUGGAGAGGUCAGGACGCCUGGCAAGCUGCUGGUGGUGCCCAUGGAUGGCAGCCACUGGGUGGGGUUAAAGGUCGUGGCCGAGGAGAUGGCCCGCAGGGGCCACAGCGUCCUGGUGGUUAUCCCAGAGGUCAGCAUGAGGCUGGGCCCAGGCGAACACUUCGAGACCCUCACCUAUCCGGUGCCGUACACCCAGGACUUGGUGAACGAGCUGCUGGAGGGCCACGCGCAGAACCUGCAGCCCAGCACAGGAUCCCUGCUGGAGAAGAUCAGAAAGGGCUGGACAAGGGUGAGUAGGUUGAGAAGCUUCUUGAUUGCCACCGCCGAGAGCCUGCUAUUCAACGAGGAGUUGGUGUCCUUUCUGAGGGAACAGGAGUUCGACGCGGUCCUCACGGACCCUUUGAUGCCCACUGGAGCCAUCCUGGCACACAAUUUCUCAGUGCCACCAGUCUACCUCCUCCGUGGCAUCCCAUGUGGACUGGAUCUGGUGGCGACGGCGUGCCCGAGUCCCCCGUCGUACGUGCCACGCUAUUUCUCACGCAACACAGACCACAUGAGCUUCGUCCAGCGCGUGGCCAACUUCCUGGUGGCCAUGGUGGAGCCUGUCUUCUGUAAGUUCCUGUUUUGGGAGUUUGAUGGUGUGGCAAGCCGCUUCAUGCACAAGGACAUUACCAUAGCAGAGAUUUUCACUAGUGCCCCCUUGUGGCUGCUGAGGUACGAUUUUACCAUGGAGCUGCCAAGGCCGCUGAUGCCCAACAUGGUGCUGAUUGGAGGGAUCAACUGCGCUGUGAAGAGGCCGCUGACCAAGGAGCUGGAGGAGUUUGUGGAGGGAUCUGGAGAACAUGGCAUCGUGGUCUUUACCCUGGGUUCGAUGGUGGAGUCUAUGCCAGCAGAGAAAGCUGCCAUCUUCUUCUCAGCCUUCAGCCAGAUUCCUCAGAGGGUUCUGUGGCGCUACUCCGGGCCUGUUCCAGACCAUGUCCCAGGAAAUGUCAAAGUGAUGAAGUGGCUGCCGCAGAAUGACCUUUUAGCCCAUCCCAAGGCCAGGGCCUUCAUCACUCACGGUGGGACUCACGGGAUCUACGAGGGAAUCUGCAACGGCGUUCCCAUGGUGAUGAUGCCACUCUUUGGUGACCAGAACGACAACGCUCACCGCGUAGCCCACCGCGGAGUGGCCGUGGUACUCAGCAUCUUUGAUGUGACUUCGGAAGCCCUUGUAGAUGCCCUGGAGAAGGUCAUCAAUGACAGCAGUUACAUGGAGAACAUGCAGAAGCUGUCGGCCAUACACAAUGACCGGCCCAUAGAACCCCUGGACCUCGCUGUUCAUUGGACGGAGUUCGUCAUGAGGCACAAAGGGGCGGACCAUCUGCGUCCAGCUGCCCACCACCUCAACUGGAUCCAGUACCACUCUUUGGAUGUGAUUGGCUUUCUGCUGGUCGUGGUAGCAACUGUUGUCGUGGUGAUGAUUACGUGCUGCGCGGUGUGUCUGCGGAGGUGCUGCAGAGGCUCUAAGAAGACAAAGAAGGAUUGACAGACCAGACAGACUCUACAAGCAUUAAGAGCUCUUCUGAAAACAUGCACUGGAUGUUCACAAUCACGUGGGACUACUACUGGGCCUGAGUUGCAUAGAAAUACAAACCUGUCAGCCAUAGCUGGUUUAUUUGAGGAGAUUACACACAACUGACUAGCUGUUUAAAACAACAAAUGUAAUGACAGACGGGCUGUGUAAUAUCAUGUAAUAUCGUGCACACUUUUUACCUGCUAACUCCCUUCAGGAGGCAGUAACCGGAAAAGUUGUGGGUUCAAUUCCCGGCUUUCAUGUUAACUGUUGACUUAACCCUGAGUUGCUCUGGGGAGAAUGGCCCUUGUAAUAUAAUUGGCAUAUGUAAGUCGCUUUGUCUGUUAAAUAAAUACAUGUAAAUUUAAACUUACUACUUUCUCAAGAUUCAUAUCUCUCUUUAAAGCUCGUCAACUACUCAGUGCUAUGGUGUCAGCCCCAUUUUUUGGCAACUCUUCGGAGGUCCCCAUCACAUAUGGAUGACAUCAGUUUUUAAUGUGAUGAUAUGUCUAUGCUAGCUACUAAAUGAAAGAUAAACCAAAACUAUAUUUAAGAUUAUGGUUUUUUUUUUUUUUUUAUCAAACAGGGUGCAGCGUAGGAGCUUGCACUAAAGCCUGCUCUGGUUUCUGAAUUAAGCUUUCUUCACAUAAAUGAUUGUUGACAUUGAAUCAAUGAAUCAAAACUGUCACACCACUGUCUUCCAUAUUGACACUGAUAUAGCUUGUGCCCAUUCUUCCAUCUUCCACCUGACCUGUUGCCAAAGCGAUGACUUCAUGUUUGGUGAUAUCACAGAAUUUGAUUUGGCUCAUAUUAUUAUAUGUGCAAUAUCCUACAGAUGACAUGGGCUAGCAAGCCAAAAGUGCUGUCAUGCAAUAUUCAAUUAGCUUCUCACAUCACAAGCCUUGAGACAAUGUAUAUUGUUAUUGGCACUAUAAACUGUAAAUAAAUAGAAUUCAAAUACUGUU
Molecule: messenger RNA, 2963 nt
Organism: Alosa sapidissima (American shad)
Lineage: Eukaryota; Metazoa; Chordata; Actinopteri; Clupeiformes; Clupeidae
Product: UDP-glucuronosyltransferase-like
Exons: 5
Coding region: 271-1971 (566 amino acids)
Molecular function (GO): UDP-glycosyltransferase activity
Source: RefSeq, a predicted model, not a curated record